Messenger RNA from Brassicogethes aeneus, 1896 nucleotides. NCBI's taxonomy places the organism in Eukaryota, Metazoa, Arthropoda, Insecta, Coleoptera, Nitidulidae. The record is from the annotation of a GenBank genome assembly.
CAACAACAAAUGUCACUGAAAAUGCCGUCUGUUGCAGUUAUUUAGUAAAAGUAAAUAAAUAACGCAUUUUGGAUGAUUUCGGAAAGACUCCCUGAGAUGGUUGCCGAAUCGAAUAUAUCCAUACCGGAGCAUCACAUAGGUACCAGAAUAGAAUGUAAUGAGUAUUUCGGUACGAUAAAAUACAUCGGCCCCAUUGAAGGGCACCCUGGAACAUGGUUAGGUAUAGAUUGGGACGAUUUGCAACGUGGUAAACAUAACGGCUUAGUAAAUGGGAUACAAUAUUUUGAAGCCAAAUACCCCAAGUCUGGUUCUUUUGUGAGACCUGAAAAAGUAAAUUUUGGACAGACGGCAAUUAAUUCCAUCAUUGCAAGAUAUAGAAGCGAAAACGACAGUUUGGCUAAAAUUUACGAGGAGGAGUUGUUGAGUUUUCAGAAAUCCAUUAAUGCGCCCUUUCUUGAGCUUGUAGGGUUCGAUAAGGUAGCAGAUAAGUUAAGGUUAGUAUCCCCUGAAAAAGGCAACACUGCAAGCACACAAUAAAUCUAGUAGCUUUGGGGUUGUCAUGGCAACAAACCAAGUUACAUACACCUUUGGCAACAAACCAAACAUGAUUUUCCUUUGGUAGUAUAAACAAUGAGGUUAUGUCAAAGUAAAACUAAUUUUAGCGAUUUUGAGUCAUUGCAAAUAGUAAAUUUGCGUCUACAAAACGUGAGGUCUCCUGGUGAGCCCAUGCAAUUAAAAAAUCUAUGUCCAAGUAUUAGAGAGUUGGAUAUUUCGAAAAAUUUGUUGUGUUCCUGGUUGGAUAUUUUUGAUAUUUGUAUACAACUUGAACAGUUGGAAUGGCUGAAUGUCAACGAAAACAUUUUGUCCCUGCCAGAAAAUUACACCGAUUACAGUUUUCCCAACAUAAAAACCCUCAUUUGUGGGUACAUGAACUUAAAGUGGAGCGAUAUUUUAAAGUUAAGCAUAGUAUUUCCGAAUGUUGAGGAAUUAAGGGUUCCAUACAAUGAAAUAACAGCUUUGAGUGUACCCUUGAGGCACAACUUUAAAAAACUAAAAACCCUAGAUUUAGAGGGGAAUUCCAUUGGAGAUUGGUCAGAGAUAAUGAAGUUGUCUGUGAUUAGUAAUUUGCAGCAGUUAAAUUUGGAGAAUAUUAAGUUAAAGGAGAUUUUAUUUGAUGAAAAUUUGGAGGUGUAUCCGAAUUUCACCAAAAUUAAUAUCAGUAACAAUGUAAUUGAGAAUUGGAGAUCGGUGGGGGAGCUUAAUAAACUGCCAAUAUUGGAGGAGUUACGAUUGGCCAAAAAUCCAGUAUUAGAUUUGGAAAAUCUGGCAACAAGGGAAGCACUAAUAACAGCCAGAAUUGCCUCGUUAAAAGUUUUAAAUGGAAGACCAAUAUCUUCAGAUGAAAGAAGAGGUGCAGAAAUCGAUUACAUUAAAAAAUAUGGUUUGGAGUGGUUGAAAUGUAAAAAUACCCCCUUAGAGAGGCAAUUUGUUUUAAUGCAUAACAGAUAUUUGGAAUUAAUUCAAAAAUACGGUUGUCCUGAAGAAAGAGAACUGCUCAUACAACCAAACAUACUAAAAACAGCAUUAGUCAGCCUAAAUCUAACCUACAAUAAUAAAACUAUAACAAAAAAACUACCCCCCACAAUUCUAGUGCAAAAGCUGAUAAUGAUGGUGGAAAAACUGUUUAAACUGUCGGAAAGACCUAGGCUUAAAUAUGUGAGUGGUCUAAGAAAGGAGAUUGAAAUUGAUUUGGACGAUGAAAUGAAAGAAAUCGGUUACUAUUCGAUUCAAGAGGGGGAUAAUAUUAUUGUUUUAACUUGAUUCUCUAAAAAUGUGAUAAAUUACGUUUAUUUAUUCCUUUUUUUAUUAACUAUGUUUUAAUAAAUAGUUUUGCAA